Molecule: messenger RNA, 1145 nt
Organism: Lutra lutra (Eurasian river otter)
Lineage: Eukaryota; Metazoa; Chordata; Mammalia; Carnivora; Mustelidae
Product: SLAM family member 9-like
Exons: 5
Coding region: 71-1141 (356 amino acids)
Source: RefSeq, a predicted model, not a curated record
GACUCUGCGCUCUGGUAUUUCCUCUGCAACCUCACAGGCCCACGCUGAGCCAGCAGGGAGGCAGCUGGCCAUGGGCGCCUGCUCAGAAGACCCCCACCUGUGCGGGGCCUCCUGGCUCCUGCGAUUCACCGGCCUCCUCCUCAGUGUCUGCAGCACUGUGACCCGGAGUCCUGGAGCCCCUGAGUCUGCAGUGGAGGAUUCUGGAAUCCCUGUUACUCUGAAGGGGAUUCAAGGAGCUUCUGUGUUGUUUCGCAUGAUCAGAAAACCAGAAUUACCUCCUGAAGUCGAGCUGGAGAAUAUUACUUGGGGCAUUAUAAAUCAAAAACUGUACACACCCGUACUCCAAGUUAGUCCCAGGGGAGAUGUUCCACGAUGGGUCAACUUCCAGGACAAGUUCGAGAAGAGGGUCCAUGUGCUCAACCCAACGACCCUGAGGAUUGACAAUCUGACCUUUGAGGACAGUGGGCUGUACCGAGCUCAAGAGUCCUAUACGAGAGGAAGACAAUAUUACCAGGAUUUCCACCUAAUGGUCUACGAGCCUGCGCCCCUUCCCCAGAUCCGGGCCACGGUUCUGUCCCUCACACCAGGCUGGUGCAACCUCACCGUGGAGUGUAACACCACAGGAACCAGGGAGAACCUAACGGUGUCCUGGGAGAAUGAGAGCCUCCCCAGGGAGCUGGAGCAGAGACCAGCCUCAGGACCAGCCCCCAACCUCUGGGCUCUGGCUGUGAACCUGCCCCUGAGCCAGCCCAGCCCCAACAUCACCUGUGUGGUCACCAAUCAGGUGGACCAGAAAACUGCCACCCUGGACCUUGGGGACAUCUGUGUCCACAGACUCUGGCAGGCACAUCCAACCUGCUUCUGCCCUUCGGUGUCAUUCCCGUGCUGCUCAUCUGAGGGGUCAGGCCGGCGACUCCUGCAGGAAUCAGGGCUCAGGGCUCCUCUGCCCCUUUCUGGUCUCACAGACACACGUCACACCCACCUGCCUGCCUGCGUUCCCGAUGUGUCCCGCUCCCCUCGGCAGCCAGCCUCUGCUCAGGCCCCUCCCUCUGCCCUCAGCCCUUCCAAGUCAGGAGUCCCCCACUCCCCACUGAUUCCCAUCCAGGGACCCCUCCCUGCAGCUGGCUCCGGGGGCCUGUGACCCG